AUGAAGACGACGAUGGAGCAGGAAAACAUGGAGGAGUGGAAGAUGAAGGCCGGGACAAUGGGGCUGGCGCAAGGGCACCAACCUCAUGUGCGGGACGCGGCUGAACUUCUCCAGAAAGCAUGGGCCAGCGUCACCCCCCAGGAUAUUGCCAGGUGCUUCGUCAAAGCCGAGACGCUUCCAGAGGACAUGGCGGCGGAGCUCACCAAGCAACACGGAAAGACCCGGUUCGACAUCGCCGAGCCUGACCUGAAGGCUCUCACGGAGACUGUCAACACGUUGAGCACGAGCGUGAGCGACGCACAGAAGCAGGGAUCCGCCGUCAUAGAUGACGAGAUCGCCGAACUGCUGGCAGAACUCAACAUCGAGCCUGGACAGCCGCUCGGGGGGCAAGCGGUGAGCGCAAUUCAGGGAUGGGCUACCAUCGAGGACGAUGCUGAGGUGGUAGAGGCUCUUCGGCUGGACGCGGCGGACGACAUGGCGGCAUUGCUAGCUGGAGCGCGCAUUUCUUCCGGCUGCGAUGAGGAAGAUGAAACGGAAGAUGGCGGUGGCGGGGUCAGAUAA
Messenger RNA from Ectocarpus sp. CCAP 1310/34, 561 nucleotides. Lineage: Eukaryota; Phaeophyceae; Ectocarpales; Ectocarpaceae. The record is from the annotation of a GenBank genome assembly.